This is a messenger RNA of Quercus robur (English oak), 765 nucleotides long. RefSeq lists its product as uncharacterized. The coding region runs from base 1 to 765 and encodes 254 amino acids. The record is from RefSeq and is a predicted model, not a curated record. The transcript has a single exon. Lineage: Eukaryota; Viridiplantae; Streptophyta; Magnoliopsida; Fagales; Fagaceae.
AUGUUUUAUAUUGGUGGGCUUCUAUUUCACUUUGCAAAGAACCCAAAUUAUCAUAAUUGCUAUGCAUAUGUAGCUACUCAUAACAUUCCAGGUUGUAUUCUUCCUGGAUACAAUGUCUUGAGAACAACACUUUUGCAAAAAGAAAGAGCUAAUGUUGAAAGACUUUUGAAACCAAUUAAGGACACUUGGAAUGCAAAUGGUGUAAGUAUAGUUUAUGAUGGAUGGCUAGAUCCACAGAGGAGGCCUCUUAUUAAUAUUAUGGUUGCAUCAGAUGGGGAUCUAGUGUUUAUAAAGGCAAUCAAUGGGUCAAGUGAGUACAAAGAAAAACAUUUUAUUGCUAGGUUGUUGAAGGAUGUUAUAAAAGAGAUUGGACAUGAAAAAGUUGUCCAAGUCAUCACUGAUAAUGCUAGUGUGAUGAAGGCUACUGAAACUCUUAUUGAAGAUGAAUAUCCCAGAAUAUUUGGGGCACCAUGUGUUAUCCACACUCUCAAUCUAGCUUUGAAGAAUAUUUGUGCAACAAAAAACAUAGAAAAGAAUGAAGUUACAUAUGAGGAAUGUAGUUGGAUUUCAUGUAUUGCUGAUGACGUAUCCUUCAUACGUGUUUUUAUUAUAAACCAUUCAAUGAGGUUGGCAAUGUUCAAUGAAUUUUUUUCUUUAAAACCACUUCAGGUUGUUGAUAUUAGAUUUGCUUUAGUUAUUGUAAUGCUUAAAAGGUUAAAGUUGAUAAAGAGAUGCCUUCAAGCCAUGGUUAUUAAUGACCAAUGA